This is a messenger RNA of Ceratosolen solmsi marchali, 2250 nucleotides long. RefSeq names its product WW domain-containing adapter protein with coiled-coil wacky (gene wcy). NCBI's taxonomy places the organism in Eukaryota, Metazoa, Arthropoda, Insecta, Hymenoptera, Agaonidae. The record is from RefSeq and is a predicted model, not a curated record. Bases 163 to 2175 code for a protein of 670 amino acids. Gene Ontology annotation, cellular component: nucleus. Gene Ontology annotation, biological process: positive regulation of TORC1 signaling; regulation of autophagy. Gene Ontology annotation, molecular function: chromatin binding; RNA polymerase II complex binding. The transcript has 12 exons.
AGCAGUAACAGCAGCAGCAGUAGUAGUAUCAGCGGGGGCCUUCUUAAUGCGGUUUUUAUGACGCCGACUUUGAGUAUCAGCAAUACCAGAAGCAUCGACGAGUAGCCGUGUAAUAAAGAGUAAAUAUCCGAGGCCGCGAAUUUUCUCAAGACACCGGCAUUGAUGGUAAUGCAUGCGAGGAAACCACAAAGGAUCAACGAUGGGUACUUUGAAAAACAUCAGGCCCAUCCAUAUCAGAAUGCCAAGUACAGCAGUUCCAAGGGUGGCUACUCGUCAUCUACCACAUCGGAUGGCAGAUACGAAGGGCGAAUGCGGGAUUCGCCGAAUGGCAAUUCAUACAGCCCAGCAGGGGGCUUGGGAAUGGGCAUGGGAACAGACAGAGACAGCCCUCGUAGUUACUCCACCAAGCCUCUAUAUAAGAAGGAGAGAGAAAAUAGAGACUACAAAUUGUCCUCCUCUAGGGAUAAGUAUUCCGAUUGUGCACGAUCUCCUAAAGAUAAGAGAAGUCGAGAGUCAAGAGACUCUGAGCACAGGACCAAUCAUGAUAGGAGCAGCGGAGAAAUUCUACAUCCAAUAAAAUUAUCUUCAAAUUCAUCAAGAGAUUCUUCUUCUCAACGAAAACCAACACAUAAUUCAUGUCAGGAUAAGCGUGGUGAUGAGCGAGGUGUUAUGGAACGGACGGCGAGGUUCGGGGACUGGUCAGAACAUAUGAGUUCCUCCGGUAAAAAGUAUUACUACAAUUGCAAAACUGAAGUAUCCCAAUGGGAAAAGCCACGGGAAUGGAUUGUUCGGACAGAUAAUCGUCAGCGCCAAUCCAAUGACUAUUCAUCUUCUCGAUCAAGUCACGACAAACAUUCCAACUCGCGGUCGAACAGCGGCAGCGGCAGUGCUCGCGACGGCAAUAGCAGCAAGUCCUCACGACAGUCGGACAAGCGCGGUGGUGGAGGCGGCAGUGACUACUGGAACCAAGGGGUUGGCGGCAACAGCGGCAGCAGCCGGGACGACGUCCCCUCUUCGCGAGAUAGGGAUCGUGGUGACAAGGACGGUGGUGGCAGCGGUGGCGGUGGUGGGGGCGGCGGUGGCGGUGGCGGUGGAAGUGGCAGCAGGGAACAGCGGGAGCGCGAGCGCGAUAGGGAUAGGGAUUCGUGCAGAGAGGAGACCUCGUCGUCGGCGGCGAUAGCCGCGGCAACGGCGGCGGCUGCGGCGGUGGCUGCGGCGGCCGCGGCUGCUGCUCAGAAUCUGAGCCAGGCGCAACAGGUUUCGGGGCAAGAGCGACAGGCCCAGGACAUGGACAUCUCGCCGGGCGACUCGACGCCCACGUCCGAGCCCAUCGGCACGUCUAGCGUUCACGAUCCCCUGCCCCAGGGGCCCGUCCUCUUGGCUACCGCGUUACCUCGUUUGGCGUCACAUCCAAUGACGUCGCAAGCGCCGGGGAAGCUUGGCUCGCCGACGCAACAGCACGGAGCCGGCAACACACCCGGGCCGCCGGUCUCGCUCUCGAGCCUUCCGCGCCUCCUCUCGCAAAUCACAGGCAGCAAGGAGCAGCCCGAUGCCCAGAAAGCCCUUCAGACCAUUCAGACAGCCAUUCUUCUGUCGCGACAAUCAGGAGGUGGAGAGAGGACCAGCUGCUCGAGCGACCUCAUGGCUCCAUUGAAAGUUGACACGAGCAACAGCGUAGCAGGCGAAGGGCCUCCAACGCCGACGCACUCCGAGACUCAGGACUGUAUAGACGCUCGAAAGUUGAGCAGCCCAGGGAGCGCGAGCAGUGGCGUGCAAGGUAUAAGUUCCCUACAGAGUAUAAGUACUCUGGGCACUUUGGGGAGCUUGGGCAACGGCGGUGGUCUCCAGGCCCUGUCCCGGGUGCAGCCGCCGCUCACGCCCUCUCUCACGCCAUCGCUCGCCAAUCACUACCGCGAGGAUCUCACGCAGCACGUACGCGCCUUCCCCGCGGACAUACUAGAGAAACAGGCCCAAAAAUUGAGCGAGGAAGCACACACUAUGGGUAGUCUACAAUGUACGCGAGUAUCCGCGGAAUUGAAAACUGCUCGGUCGAUAGUGAGGCUGACGGAAAUUCAAGCGACACUACAGGAACAAAGGAUAUUGUUUCUUCGUCAACAAAUUCAGACGCUAGAGGAGCUGAAAUCCCAAAAUUCCUUUAUGUCUGACGAUUCUUAGUGUAAGAGACUUUAUAAAAAUAAUGAUAAUUAUAUAAUUACGAGCUAUAAUUAAUUCAUGCAAACAGAAAAAAAA